Cheilinus undulatus (humphead wrasse) is the source of this 1696-nucleotide messenger RNA. It is a transcript of the gene nkap, whose product is annotated as NFKB activating protein. The record is from RefSeq and is a predicted model, not a curated record. Gene Ontology annotation, cellular component: nucleus. Gene Ontology annotation, biological process: regulation of gene expression. Gene Ontology annotation, molecular function: chromatin binding. The coding region runs from base 156 to 1397 and encodes 413 amino acids. The transcript is spliced from 8 exons. NCBI's taxonomy places the organism in Eukaryota, Metazoa, Chordata, Actinopteri, Labriformes, Labridae.
UAUCCUGUUGUUGGACGUUUUGACUGCGCAUUGAAAACAGAAGGAACCUCCUACAUUUAUGAGUGAUAUUUCUCUUUUAUUCAGCUCCUUUUAACCAAACUUUUAAUUUAAUUUACCCUCUACGUUUGACUGAGACUCCCAGGGAGUCGACAGGUAUGACACUUUCGGAUCGGUCGAGCUCCGAAGGCGGAAGGGGGUCUCGAAGUCCUCGGGCCCGGAGACCCCGCACUCGAUCCCGCAGCCGCAACCGUAACAACAGCCGCGAUAGAAGCCUGUCCCCGGACAGCUUUGGGCCUAAACUCCCGAAGCCACGCAACAGGGAGAGAGAACGAGAGGAACGGGAGCGUCGUUUCCGGGAGGCCAAAAACCUCAGACGGAUCCGUAUAGCGUCACCACGACGAAGCAGGUCCAGGUCUCGGUCCAGGUCCAGAGAGCGACACAACAACACGAGCAGCGGCAGCAACAGUCACAGCCACGGCCACUGGUCCGAUCAGAGGGACGGUCCUGCAAAACAUGGAGGAUUUAAGGAUGAUUAUUACUACGAACAGCAGAGAGACGACGCUCAGAGACAGAGACAAGAGGCUUUCAUUGCAAGGCGUCUGCAAGAGAGGGAGAGGAUUGGUGAGUUAGGUUGUCCUGAAGUUUGGGGAUAUUCUCCAAGAGUAAAGGAGCCAGACUCUGAUGAGUUUACACCAGUUGAAGAGGACGAGAAGAACAGCAGCUCAGAGUCAAGCUCAGAAGAGGAGAGGAAGAAGAAGAAAAAGAAGAAGAAAUCCAAGAAGAAAAAGAGCAAAAAACACUCUGAGGACAGCAAUCUGGAAUCAGAUUCUGAUGAGGAAGAAGUGAAGAAGAAGAAAAAGAAAAAGAAGAGCAAAAAGUCAAAGAAAUCCAAGAAAAAGAAGGCGAAGAAGAGCCGGAAAGAGUCCAGCAACUCCAGCAGUGAGGAGUCAGAGGAGGAAGAGGAGGAGGAUCCUAACGGGGUGAUGUGGGUGGAGAAGACGUGCAUGGACGAACACUUGGUCGGCCCUGAAGCUCCACUGACGCACAUGUCCCAGGACGAUAGACCUCUGGAUUUUGGUCAUGCGCUGUUGCCAGGUGAAGGUGCUGCGAUGGCAGAGUACGUGAAAGCAGGCAAACGUAUCCCCAGAAGAGGAGAGAUCGGUCUUACCAGCGAUGAGAUCGCAAACUUUGAGAAGUCUGGCUAUGUGAUGAGCGGCAGCAGACAUCGUCGUAUGGAGGCCGUGCGUCUGAGAAAGGAAAACCAGAUCUACAGCGCAGACGAAAAGAGAGCUCUGGCUUCGUUCAACCAAGAGGAGAGGAGGAAGAGAGAAAGCAAGAUCCUGUCCAGCUUCAGAGAGAUGGUAUACCGCAAAACCAAAGGCAAGGAGGAGAAGUGAACAUCUGCAUCCCGUUCUCCCACAGUUCUCACUGGGAUAUCUUUACUUUUUGUUCUGUAAUGUGUGUAAAAUGUUUUAUUUUUUGGAGGAAACUCAACUCGUUUAAAUGGACUGUUCAGAAGUGAGGGAGGACUUUAACUGUAAAGAACUGUGUGUAAAUGGGCAUAAAAAUAUGCCCUCAUUGUGAUCAUAUCCUCCACUGAGGAUAGUCUCUUCUUUCUGUUACUUAACCUUGAUUUUGUCUUGUAUAAUUUUACCAAAUAUUGUGAUCAUAACUGUAAAUAAAUCUUCACUAUCCA